Molecule: messenger RNA, 2289 nt
Organism: Zophobas morio
Lineage: Eukaryota; Metazoa; Arthropoda; Insecta; Coleoptera; Tenebrionidae
Product: serine/threonine-protein phosphatase 2A 65 kDa regulatory subunit A alpha isoform-like
Exons: 4
Coding region: 70-2262 (730 amino acids)
Biological process (GO): protein dephosphorylation
Cellular component (GO): cytoplasm; protein phosphatase type 2A complex
Molecular function (GO): protein phosphatase regulator activity
Source: RefSeq, a predicted model, not a curated record
GAUUGAUAAGAUAAUAUAUCUUCCCAUAAACACCUUCAGUGACUUCACCCAUGCACGAAAAGGCGUAAAAUGGUCGAUUCGCAGAGCAGUUACGAAAUCGGGGUGUUCAAAGAUGCCCUUAUGGACGAUAACAUAUCGGUUCAAGUGGACGCUAUCAAGCGACUGCCAUCGCUAGCGGCGGCCAUGGACGCGGAACGUACGCGCGAAGAACUGAUACCUUGUUUAGUCAACUGCGUCGAUGCCAUGCCGGAAGAGUCGUGUUUCAAUUUGGCGGAACAAUUGGAACGCUUGGUUCCGUUCGUGGGGGGAAACGAUCACGUGGGGAUCCUUUUGGACAUCCUGGUGAAGCUGGCUUGUGAAGAUGAGGUCAUCGUGAGGGACAAAGCCGUCGAAUCGAUGAAGAAGAUUUGCGAGGUACUGGAUAACGAGCAGUGCGAGAAUUCUUUCUAUUCGGCGAUUGAGAGGAUGAUCAAGAGCGACUGGUUCACCACCAAGUGCUCAGCAGGGUGUCUGAUAGCUAUUUGCUACGCGAAGAUGUCACUUGAAAAGCAAACCGAGCUGAGGAAUUAUUUCCGGAAUUUGAUACAAGACGAAGCACCUAUGGUACGACGAUCGACUGCUACAAGCUUGGUCGAGUUCAUACCACUAAUAAACGUAGAAGAAAUCAUAUCCGAGUUCGUACCAAUUUUUGAUAAUCUAGCACAAGACGAACAAGAUUCCGUCCGAACUCUAGCAGUCGAUGUCGGCGUUGCCAUUUCCAAAAGACUUAAAGACUUCGAAGUCUACGAGUACUUACUGCGAACCUUCAAAACGUUGAGUGAGGAUAGUUCAUGGAGAGUGCGUCAAAGAGUAGCUUGGAAAAUCCACGAAAUCCAAACAACAGAGAAAAAUCGUGACGAAAUCAUCAACAUCUACUCCAAAUGUGUAAGAGAUGACGAAUCCGAAGUUCGAGUUUUCGCAGCAAAGAAUGUGUACAACUUGGCGAUUAACCUAAUGGAUAGUUACAAGAACGAGCAAAACGAAUUCCAAGACAUCUUCGAGAAAAAUUUCGAGGAGAAUAUUAUUCCGGAAGUACAUUUGUUGCUUAGAGAUCCCAGCGACGACGUUCGAGUUGCGUUGUCGACAAAUAUACUUUCGUUGAGUGCGAUUUUAAGAAACGAAUGCUUCAAUGCCAACAUUCUGCCGUUGGUUAUUGACGCACUGGAGAACGAGGAGUUCAUGCCCUUCAAAGAAAACAUGUUGAAGAAUUUAAGUUCACUUCCCACAGACGUAGAUAUAACGAAAUCCUUGAAGUCAAUCAAAAGCGUCAUUCAAAAUUUGAUAGAGAAUUCACAAAUGCACUGGAGAACCCGGAGAAACCUCCUUUUGGCUUUCAUGCACAUCACCAGAAACACCACCAGCGAAUUUUUCGACCAGAAUUUAAAAUUCUUCUACAGGUUGCUACUAAACGACAAUAUUUACGCAAUCAGAAGGACCGCACCUGUUAUUCUGCCACUGUUGGUCAAACAGUUUGGAACCGAUUGGGCCAUAAACUCCCUGGUUCCGAUUUUUGUACCCUUUUCAACAGACCAGAGAUACAUGUUCCGAUACAUUACUUUGUUUGCUAUAGAAGAAUUGAUUUCACCCACUUUAGACUGUCAAAGAGAUAUCGACGAAAAACAAGGAAAGUACUUGGUGGAUUUCACUGAAUUAAAAUCAAAACAAGCCGUCGAAACUUUGGUCAAAAUUGUGAAACUCAACCAAAAAUUGACAGAAGAACUUUCCGAUGAGGAGGAAAUAGACGAGGAUAUAAGUAUAACUGACAAUUUAAACUUUUACGCAGAAGACACUCUAGAUAAUUUAAGAAAAGAGCAACAGACGACGAUAUUUUCUGUUAGUCCUGAAAACUUGGAAGACUGCUACUUAGAAGGUGUUCUUGUGAUGCUCGUGAAAGAUUUUCUUAAAGUAAUCAAAGAUUUGAUGGAUGACCCUAUCAAAAACGUUCAAGAAAGGGCUAGGGUAACUCUAAGCGCUGUCAGAAACUUCUGCUUUGACGUUAAAACAGAGUCGGAUCAAAUCUGGGUGCAGGAAAGCAUGAAAUUAAUGAGUGAUGAUGAUUUGAAAAGAAUAGAAGACGAACUGGAGGAGAAAUUGAAAGACGAAAAACCAGAAGAAGAAUACGAAAUGAUCGACUGUGAUAUGGAUGCUGUUGAAGACGCAGAAGAUACAGAACCACCCGACAACAACAACACAACAGAAAAUAGUGAUGACAACAUUGAUUAAAAAAUAAAAUAGCUUUGUUUAACUGUU